Trichomonas vaginalis G3 is the source of this 426-nucleotide messenger RNA. RefSeq lists its product as uncharacterized. The record is from RefSeq and is a predicted model, not a curated record. Bases 1 to 426 code for a protein of 141 amino acids. The transcript has a single exon. Lineage: Eukaryota; Parabasalia; Trichomonadida; Trichomonadidae.
AUGAAUAGCUCGAAUAUCUAUGACACAAUCAAAACAAAGCGCUUUAGGGACUUUAGUGACAUCAUAUUUGCCAAUAUUAAAGAUCAAGAAGCAAUUGAAGACAGAAUCAUAAGAAAUGAACCACUCAUUGAUACAGUUAUCAACUGUCUCGAAAGCCAUUAUGGAAGUAAACUCACAGUUGAUCAAUUAAGAAUCUACGCACGCUGCGCUUCUAAGAUAAUCAAUAAGAAAAUUGAUAGACUUGCUAAUCGUAAUAGAAUGGCUCUUCUUUGUUGGUAUUCGGAAAACUGGAAUGAAAUCCAGCCCCAUUUAAAUGAAUUUCUUCCUAUGGACAAAAAUCCAACAUGUCCUUCUUCCAUUAGUUUUAGCAAAAUCUCAAACCAAAUCGAUCCAUCUGAUUUUCAUCAACUGCUCAAUUAUCACUAA